AUGACCUUCUCUCCCUCUCCUUCACCCACUUCGUCACCCACUCCCGUCUUUGACCACAGGCGAGUGCAAGGCGGUGAUAAGCCUCAUUCCCAAGGAUCACUUCGUUUCGGGCCUAACGCACAUGCCAGGAUUUUCGAUACUUCUACACCAAAUCAUCAUCAUCAACAACAACACCAACAACAACCACUCAAGUCGUCUGCCCUGUCCAACAGACCACCACCAGCAAUGGAUCCACUGAACUUUGAUAAUUUCGGUUCAUCUUUGGCUUCUUCCAAAUCAUCAAAAUCACAAUCGCAAUCCAAAUCAGCAUCAGGCCAUCUAUAUAGAAAAGCUGUAGACCCCUCCUCGACCUCGACGUCACAUGCUAACGGUACGAACAGAGCUUCAGGUUCCAACUCCUACGGCAGCUAUAUCAAACCUGCUACUCCCAAUGCAUUCCAAAACGACACCCCUUAUCAGCAACAACAGCAGAUUAAACAAGUCUUCUCUAAACCCUCCCAUCAACCUGCAUUUAACACAAAUCAACAAUGGCCAGCAUGGGUACAGAAUGGUCAAUCUAACCCAGUGCUGAUACACCAUCAACCUCCUGCUCAACCAUCCAAGCCGAGAGUUCCAUCAGAGGAUGACAAUAUACCUAGAGAAGACUUCAACAUCGAUGCUAUACCCAUCACGGCAGAGGAUUAUCAGCGAUAUAAUGGAGAUGCCGACAAACACAUGCAGGAGCUUCUGAGUGGAGCGAUAGGUGAUGGUGAAGGUGAAUUGGAUGAUAAUUCAGAAGGAGAUGAUGUGAUUGAAGGUUUCGCGGAUGGGAUCAAGUUGAUGCCUCAUCAGGUCAGAGGGGUGAAAUGGAUGAGACAGAGGGAAAGUGGAAGGAAAUACGGAGGUAUCUUAGCUGAUGAUAUGGGUCUCGGUAAGACUGUACAGACAUUAGCUAGAAUUGUAGAAGGUAUUGCUACCACAGCAGAGAAGAAAGCAGGUUUCAAAGCUGGUUCUUUGAUCAUCGCUCCUCUUGCUGUCAUGGAACAAUGGGCUACAGAAGCUAAAAGCAAGACCAAGCCCGGUAAACUGAAGGUGACCACGCAUCAUGGUCCAAGUAGGACCAAAUCCGCCAAGACCCUCGAAAAAUUCGAUGUGGUAAUAACAACCUUCCAAACCGUUGCAUCAGAAUUUGCGGUUCACGAAACAGCCGCUCAGAAAAGACUGGAAGAAGUGGAUUCCGACUCUGAUGUUGAUACCGGUAGGAAAGGUGCUGGGAAAGGCAAGAAUACCAAGAAGGCUGGUUGUCCACUGUUCGAGGUGAAAUGGUUAAGAGUAGUGGUCGACGAAGCGCAGAAUAUCAAGAAUCGAAAUACGAAAGCUGCCAAAGCUGCGGUAGCUCUUCAAGCGAAGUACAGAUGGUGUUUGACAGGUACUCCAAUUCAAAACAGCGUAGAAGAACUUUUCUCACUUUUCAAAUUCCUUCGAGCAAGACCUUUAGACGACUGGGAAGAUUUCCGAGACCGUAUUAUAAAACCUGUCAAAGAUGGUAAGACCAAAUUGGCCAUGAAAAGGUUGCAUGUGAUCUUAAAGGCUAUCAUGUUGAGGCGAACCAAGGAUGCUACAAUCGACGGGAAGAAAAUCCUUAAUCUACCUGGACGCACUGUCCAGGUGACACCCUGUGAAUUCGAUGAGGAGGAAAAGGCAUUCUAUGAUGCGCUGGAGAAGAAGACGGAAUUGACAUUCAACAAGUUCGUCAAGAAUGGUUCCGCUAUGGCUAAUUAUACGUCCGUCUUAACCAUGUUGUUGAGAUUACGUCAAGCAUGUGUGCAUCCUUUACUGGUUACCAAGUCGCUCACUACCGAUUCAGACGCUAUCGGCGAUGCCGCUACUCAACCCAAAGAAGUGGAGACUGCAGAUCAGGCUGAUGAACUGGCCGACCUCUUGGGUGGAUUGGGCGUGGGCAGUGGGAAAACUUGUCAACUGUGUUACGUCAAGUUACAAGACCAAUCUUCGACUCACUGUGAACCAUGUUCUGAAUUUGUCAAAAAAGCCGAAUCGAAAUCGAAACUCUCGACUGCAGACGAGAGCCUACCGCCUACUUCGGCAAAGAUCCGAAUGUUAUUGAAACUGCUCUCUGAGGUUGAAGAGCGAUCUAACAAGACAGAGAAGACGAUUGUCUUUUCGCAAUUUACGAGUUUCUUAGAUUUGAUCGAACCAUUCUUGAAAACUCACGGAAUCGCUUAUGUUAGAUAUGACGGGUCUAUGAGGAAUGAUAAAAGACAAGAAUCAUUAGAUAAAAUCAAGAACCAUCCUGGAACGAGAGUCAUACUGAUAUCGUUCAAAGCUGGAAGUACAGGUCUUAACUUGACUUGCUGUAAUAAUGUCAUUCUAAUGGAUUUGUGGUGGAACCCUGCAUUGGAAGACCAAGCGUUCGAUAGAGCCCAUCGACUCGGUCAGAAGCUAGACGUGAAUAUAUUCAAACUGACUAUAUCAGAAACAGUUGAAGAUCGUAUAUUGGAAUUGCAAAAUGCCAAGAGAGAAUUGGCCAAUGCAGCGUUAAGUGGAACAGGUGCCAAUGGAGUAAUGAAAUUGACGUUGAAUGAUAUCAUGAAAUUGUUCAAAAGGACUAGAAGAGAUGAAGACGACGAUGAUGAUGAUUCGGAUUGA
This is a messenger RNA of Kwoniella mangroviensis CBS 8507, 2646 nucleotides long. RefSeq lists its product as uncharacterized. Bases 1 to 2646 code for a protein of 881 amino acids. Gene Ontology annotation, cellular component: cytoplasm; nucleus. The transcript is spliced from 17 exons. Gene Ontology annotation, biological process: double-strand break repair via homologous recombination. The record is from RefSeq and is a predicted model, not a curated record. Lineage: Eukaryota; Fungi; Basidiomycota; Tremellomycetes; Tremellales; Cryptococcaceae. Gene Ontology annotation, molecular function: ATP-dependent chromatin remodeler activity; ATP binding.